AUGUCCUUUCUUCAUACCAGUGAAUGUUUAAAGAGUGAACUCGACCUAUUCACCCUGCCGCCUACACAAACCAGCAUUGAGAGUUCACAAUGGAUUCACUACAAACCUGUGUCUUCUCUCACGGACGACGCGCCCAUCGAAUUCGUCGUACCCGGGCAUGGAGAAGAAUACAUAGAUCUUGCUCACACCAUGCUGUCGCUGCGCAUGCGAGUAGAAACGGAAACUGUAGCAGGAGCCGCCGGCGCAAAAGUAGGCCCAAUAAACCAUAUACUGCAUUCGAUGUUCAAUCAAAUCGACGUAUAUUUCAACCAAAAGCUCGUAUCUCCUCUAAACAAUGCUUACGCUUACCGCGCUUACAUAGAGGCGUUAUUAAAUUAUGCUUCACCAAUAAAAACCUCCCACCUGGCUUCGUGCCUGUGGUACAACGAUACGGCGGGGAACAUGGACGCUCUACCGGGAGCGACACCAUGCAAUCACGGACUCGACAAGCGAGCCGCUUUUGUACAAGGAGGACGAACACUGGAUCUCAUCAUCUGGUCAUCAUCUUCACUGCGACGUCUUCAAUCAAGAUAA
Harpegnathos saltator (Jerdon's jumping ant) is the source of this 573-nucleotide messenger RNA. RefSeq lists its product as uncharacterized. Lineage: Eukaryota; Metazoa; Arthropoda; Insecta; Hymenoptera; Formicidae. The coding region runs from base 1 to 573 and encodes 190 amino acids. The record is from RefSeq and is a predicted model, not a curated record. The transcript has a single exon.